This is a messenger RNA of Saccharomyces paradoxus, 231 nucleotides long. The record is from the annotation of a RefSeq genome assembly. NCBI's taxonomy places the organism in Eukaryota, Fungi, Ascomycota, Saccharomycetes, Saccharomycetales, Saccharomycetaceae.
AUGCAAUUAGUAUUAGCAGCUAAAUAUAUUGGAGCAGGUAUCUCAACAAUUGGUUUAUUAGGAGCAGGUAUUGGUAUUGCUAUUGUAUUUGCAGCUUUAAUUAAUGGUGUAUCAAGAAACCCAUCAAUUAAAGACCUAGUAUUCCCUAUGGCUAUUUUAGGUUUUGCCUUAUCAGAAGCUACAGGUUUAUUCUGUUUAAUGGUUUCAUUCUUAUUAUUAUUCGGUGUAUAA